UGUAGACGAGAGUGUCAUUCAUACCUGGUAGUGACCAUGCACUGUUACAUCGAGCCCUUUCUUACCCAUGUAAAUUGAUAUAUAAUCCCACAUUCCUGACCUUCGCACUUCUACUCCUCUCCACACUCUCCGUUGGCGGUUGAGUAGGUAUUGCGAGAAAUUAGAUCCGUCGACAUGAAGUCGUCAACACUGCUACCGCUGUGGGCGGUGGCGGGUGUAGCGUACAGCCCAAUCGACCAGUAUUUCCACAACGGAACAUGUCUCUUAGAAGCCCCUUCACUACUCCUAGGCAUCGACCCCAUGUGUGGCCUAGACACUUCAGCCUCAACAAACCUCGCAUCCUCGGCGGGCGGCCCCUGGAAGUACGCGGCGCCGUGCAACAGGAGCAAGAAGAACGGGCGGGAGUACUGUGUCUACUCCGACCCGACCUUCGCCGGGGGCCGGGGCGCCGCGUUCGUGACAUGGGCCGGGAGGGCGGCCUACCUAGCGCGGAAGCCGGCGUUCACGGACGGGCGCGCUACGGAGGGGAUGAACCUAGAUCCCGGGCCGAAAUACAAGGUGGUCCCGAUGGAGGGGAAGGGCAUGGGCAUUGUGGCGACGCGGCUCAUCAACCGCGGGGAGCUGAUCAUGGCCAGCACGGCGUCGCUGAUGAUCGACUACGGCGCCUUCGACGACCUGGACAGAAACGAGUACAUGCAGCUGCAGGAGGAGGCGGCCGCGUUGCUCCCCUGGCAGCACCGGGACCAGCUGCUCAACCUCUCGACGCACGACGACGCCAGCACCCUCGCCGGCCCGGAGCUGGUCGACAAGGUGAUCUCGACCAACGCGUUCGACAUCUACCCGCCCGGCGACGACGACGACCCGGACCCGGACCAGAGUGCCUUCUACACCGUCUUCCCCGAGGUGGCGCGCCUCAACCACGACUGCCGGGCCAACGCGGACUACCGGUUCGACCACGCGGCGCUGGCGCAGCUCGUCCACGCCGUGCGGCCCAUCCUACCGGGCGAGGAGAUCACCAUCUCGUACAUCGACCCGCUCAUCGGGCGGGCGCGGCGCGCCAAGCGCCUCCGGUCGACGUGGGGGUUCGAGUGCGGGUGCGCAGCGUGCAGGGCGUCGGGGGCGGCGGCGGCGGCGAGCGACGCGCGCGUCGCGCAGUUGGGCGAGCUGGCGCGCGAGCUGGACGACUACGGGCGCGGGUCGCGGGCUACGCCGCAGAUGGCGGAGCUGUACGCCUCGCUGCUCGAGAUGGAGGGCCUGUGGGGGAUGGUGUAUUGGGGCUACUGGUUCGCGGCCAUCGAGUGGAAUGGCGUCGGGGAGCCGUGGGUGGCGACGAGGUGGGCGCACAUGGCAAUCGAAUAUGGAAUCUACAGCGCUGGGCCCCGGGAUCGGAAGGUGGUCGAUAUGGUGGAGUUGGCCGAGGACCCGUGGGGCCACUGGAGCUGGAUGUCGAGGACGAGGGAGAGGCAGAGGGGGAGCCGCGAGACUGACGACGAAUAGGGAGUGGAUCUGGCAAUGGCGUUUCUGGAAUGUGGGUCAGGGAGUAACUUGGAAUUGAGCGCCGGUGUGAGCCUGUGAUGCGUGAUGAAUUGUACUGUACCUAUGUAUGUAUGUAUCUCCAUUGAAAUAGAAAAGUUGCAGAAUAGGUAUCUAUCUUCUGUAACUGAAAUGAAUCCGAAGAUCGUAGGCUCCAGGAGGCCUAUUCAACA
Molecule: messenger RNA, 1706 nt
Organism: Phialemonium atrogriseum
Lineage: Eukaryota; Fungi; Ascomycota; Sordariomycetes; Cephalothecales; Cephalothecaceae
Exons: 1
Coding region: 175-1497 (440 amino acids)
Molecular function (GO): protein binding
Source: RefSeq, a predicted model, not a curated record